UCUCUAUCCUCUCUCUCUCGGUUCGGACUUGGUCCAUCUAGGCGUUGCUUGCCGCCGAAGAGCCCCACGCCUGAGCGGCGUCGGUUGCCCCAUCACGCCGUGAGCCGCUGCCACUCCACACGCAACGCCAUCAAUCACCACGCUGCAGCCUCGUAGUUGGUGGUAUCAAUCAAAUUUUGCUUAACAAGAUUCAGAGGAUUUUUCAGAAAAGUUGAAGGGUCAGUGAAUGUUUCAGCUGAGUAUCUAGAAUAGGUAGCGGGGACAAGAUUGUUGAGUGAACUUGAAGUUUAUCGGAGAUGUCCAGAUUUCGAUCAUUGUGGCAAGCUUCUCUGAAUGCAACGAAGAGAGCUAUCGCAUGGAAUGCUGAAGACUUGAUGCCUCCUACAGAAAGAUACAUAUUCACUUUUAAUUCGAAGGAAGAACUAAAAAGGUGGCAUCUGUAUUCAGAUUCUGAAUAUGGAGGCUUGUCCUCAGCGUCUUUGGAGAUCAAAGAAUCUGAAAAAGGACUCAGCGGGAUUUUCUCUGGGAACCUUUCCUCUGAUGUUACCGAGGGUUCAAAAUGGAACAUUUCUCGCAGUGGCUUCUGCGGAAUGCGGUCCAAAAAGUUUGAUGGCUUCAUUGAUUUGGAUGCAUAUGAUACAAUAGCACUAAAGCUUAAAGGAGAUGGAAGAUGCUACAUAUCUACCAUCUAUACAGAAAAUUGGGUAAACUCACCUGGACAAGAGGAAGAUAACUCUUGGCAAUCUUUUGUUUUUGUACCCAAAGACAAUUGGUAUAUUGCAAAGAUUCCUCUUGCUCGAUAUUUGCCAACAUGGAGAGGCAAUGUUAUAGAUGCAAACUUGGAAAUGAAUCAAUCACGUAUACUUGGGAUGUCUCUAUCUGUUAACGCUGAAGGGGGUGUUCCAGGUGCUAGAUCAGGACCGGGUGAUUUCCGUUUUGAAAUUGAUUGGAUCAAGGCCUUAAGAUCAACACAAUAAGUUCUUGUAGACUCAUUUGUAGAGGGGGAAUUGGAUGUUUAACGGCUGUGAUUUUAUGUUAUAGUGACAAAUGUAUCUCCACUAUUAAGCUUUUAUCAAGAACCAAAGGAUGUUUUCACAAGUA
Messenger RNA from Juglans microcarpa x Juglans regia, 1101 nucleotides. Its product is annotated as probable complex I intermediate-associated protein 30. The transcript has 11 exons. Gene Ontology annotation, biological process: mitochondrial electron transport, NADH to ubiquinone; mitochondrial respiratory chain complex I assembly. NCBI's taxonomy places the organism in Eukaryota, Viridiplantae, Streptophyta, Magnoliopsida, Fagales, Juglandaceae. Gene Ontology annotation, cellular component: mitochondrion. The record is from RefSeq and is a predicted model, not a curated record. The coding region runs from base 297 to 977 and encodes 226 amino acids.